AAUAGAACUUCUCUUCACAGUGAUCGGAGGUGAGCAGGUGAACACGGUUAAGUGACCGCAUAUGCCGAACUAUGGGGCUGAGUACGUUACUAUACUAUUUGAGAUAGUUAUAAGAUUGAUAGAUUCAAGGAGAGGAUUUUUAAGGAAUGCGACGGUUCAUGUUUUGUGUCACACCAGUUUACUGAUCUCACUGCUACAUAGUAAGCUGAGCUUUUUUUUGGGAUGGUGCUCCCGCACGAGUGUGAAGUCUUGAGCGGGAGAUCAGAAAGUGUGCUGAACUCUGAAUCCGAAAUAGAGUUAGAUCGAGGAAGAGUAUUCUCUCCGAUAGCAGAGUUUGCUGUCUCUAUUCGUUCUAUGAGCGCAAAUAGAUGUGCAGAGUUGGAUGUUAGUUCCCUUCCUAAAUUAGAAACCCAAUCACCCGAUGCGCGUGCUUCUAACACUAGCACAAAUCUCAUUGCUCUACCGUUCAGUAAUAAUUCUGCUGCAUUCAAUGACUUCCUGAGAUGCCCUGGCUUGCAAGCCCAAAUUGAUAUCGAUGAUUGCAGGAGUACAAAUAUAUGUCCCACUGAUUGGGAAGCAAAUCAGUUGGCACAUAAGUCCAAUGAAAUUACGCUCACGACGAAGGAAGACGAUAACAAAAAGGUGCUUCUAAGUAGUCACAACGUUCCAGAAUCUGAAGAGAAUAUCUGCGUGAAUACUGAUACCAAGGAUGUUGAUAUAUCUGGACCACUUGGGCACAUUUCUAGUACGAGCAUACGUGGGAAGGGGUUCUUGGCUUGUUGGCGAGAGAUGCGAGAGACUGCAAAAUGUACGGAAUCACAGUUCAAAACUAUCGGUACAGGCGUGUAUGCUAUAGCUAUGCUGGCUGCGAUAUUCUUAAACUCUCCGCUAUUGCUCGUUGGGAAUAACCUCGUGGAAGUUGCUACGGGGGUGGAAUUGGCGGUCGUAGCGACCCUAUGUAGUAUUUGUAUGGUGACCACAGCAGCACUGUCAGGCUAUAUACUCUACCGGCGUAAAAAUAGUCUAUGUAGGUGUCGCGGUAGGCUCUUCAUGGUAUACGCGCUUGUGGCGUCUUUAUCAAUAGUCCUGGCUUUCGCAGUAUUAUAUGCGGAUUUGAUCGGAGUUAUCGAUUAUAGUUGGGGUGGACCUCUCCUGGUCAUGAUGGUACACAUAGGUCUAAACGAACUCUUGUGUGCGUGCGUAGCGCGCCAGAGGAUCGUGUACGUACUGUUUGUUAAGCACAGAUAUGUUAUCAUAUCAACGUCGGAGUAUGUACGAACGAUAGCAGUGUUGCAACUGCCAUGUAUCAUCUCAGUGCCCACACAAUUGUUGAUUUAUCCCACAGUAGGAUCAGAAACCUACCGCGUCGCCUCUGCAGUGGUUAUCGUCAUAUCCUUAGUGUUAUACUCUUUUAUCCUUGCGUAUUACACCUACAUGUGUCGAAACGUGAGCUUGUCCUUUUCGGACUGGAGGGUGUACGCUCGCUUUUGCACAACAAUACUGGUGACGGCUGCUGUGAUUCUGACGUUAGGCUUGGUCGACUUGAAAACCGGAAAUCAGUUACAUAGGCCUGCGCUUAUCUUGUUCUGCGUAUUAGUGGCCAUAGAAGUCUUCUUCGUAGAUCUUUUCUUUCUGAUAGCAUACAUCGCUGAUAAGAGCUACUCCACAGAUACGCUUUUAGACCCCAAACGCACUUUUUCUGGUACACAACGGACCAGCACUGGCGGUGAUAUUGUAGCAAGUAUUCUAGCAUCUCACGGCAGUAGGUCCAUGGCUGUGCCGAUAUCUUCCGGCAACGCACGUACCCUUAGAAACAGCAGCGUGUGUGCUCGCAAUGUGACGUUGGCGUGUAGCUUGCUCGGUCUUGAAGAUUUGAACAACACCACGCUAGCUUCAGCUUUGGAGGUUGCACUGAGUGCGAACGAGCAUUUUGUCGAUGCUGCGGAGCGUUCAGACCACAGAGGGGAAAGUAGUUCGGAACGACGAAGGCAUGGUGGGUUCGUGGACCCGGAUUCCUUGGAUCAAAACACAAACAGGUUACGGACUAACUGUGAGGCGUCGGCACGAAUUAAUGAUAGUAUCAAUGAGAGGGUAAAAGGAUCUGAGAGCUUGGGUAGUAUGGAUGAUUGUGAAGAUAUUAAAAUGGCUGAAGUGAAACCGAAAGCACCUAGAAGUACUGCUAAGAAGGAUCAUGCUAGACAGACGGGGAGGAAGGCGGAUGUGCACGACCUUGGCGAACACACUGCCACGAGUUCGCGCGAGCACAAUAAGAAUGUGCUGUUAUCACUCGGUUUAUUGUCGCCCCGUCCGGAUUAAAAUGACUUCGAAAAGUUUUCGAGUCGUGGCGUUAAGUUUAGAACGUGUAGUGACUACCCUGUUUCAUGAAUCCUGUAGCAUGACUAAACACGGCACCACAAAACGAGCCUCAUUCUAUCGCGAUAGUUAAAUUUCAACAAAUAUGCAUCGUAUAAUAUGAAGUUGUCUGGAAAAUUCUCCCUAUCAACGGUAUUGAGCUAUAUUCGCAAUGCGAGUGACGCAUCAACGCUCGUUUUCGGCGUGAAUACCAUCCUUUUGAUUUUGGUAGCAAUGGCAUCAGUGAGAGAAUCUGCACUUGCGAAGAUGGUGGACCAAUUUCGAGACAUCAAGGGUACCGAAACAGACGCCAACAUUGUAAUAUCUUGGAAGUUAGGUAUCUUAUUCUUCAGUAACUACCUUCGAAAAUCGUAAAAGAAGAGCGAGACAAUAUAUUAGGGUGAUCAACUCUCGGCACUGUAGUGUGGUAUACAGGGCCGGUGGCUUGUCUCUCAAAGUUUCUUGAUAAUUUAUUCUCAAGUUGCGCGACAUACUUCAUCAAGGCUAGGUACGAAAUUGUUAUGCCAUCCGCGAGAUAUUUGACAAACCAAUCUUCUUUAUUUCAACUGGCAUACGAGCUGUCCUAUGCAUUCUAUAUUUGAAGCAUACCAGAUAACCAGACGCAUCAAUUUCAAGUGGCGACAACGUCCAAAAUCUUACGCUAACUUUCAGUUUCGUGUUUUUUGACAUCUGGAUUGAGACAAGUGUGCCUGAGAAACGAAAUAAAAGUAUAUCUACACGCCGU
Sphaeroforma arctica JP610 is the source of this 3097-nucleotide messenger RNA. RefSeq lists its product as hypothetical. The transcript has a single exon. The record is from RefSeq and is a predicted model, not a curated record. NCBI's taxonomy places the organism in Eukaryota, Ichthyosporea, Ichthyophonida. Bases 223 to 2316 code for a protein of 697 amino acids.